AUGGGCCCGAUUGACGAACCCAGAUUCCCGGAUCACUAUGCCGACCUUGGCCUGACACAGCAGGCAAGCUCCCGCGACAUCAAGCUGGCCUUUAACAAAUUAGCAAGGCUCUACCAUCCCGACAAGCUUGCCCCCGGCCAAUCCAUCGAUGCUAAAGAGUUCCGCAAGGUCCGUGAGGCGUACGAAUGCCUCAUCGACAAGGAACGCCGCGCGGCCUACGACCGGCGCUACUUCGACCUGCAGGACGAGUGGGUCGCGUACCGGCAGCGGCAGGAGGAGCAACGACAGCGCGAGGAAGCCCAGCGAGCCAAGGAGGCGCAACGCGCGGCGCGGGAACGGGCGGAGCGAGAGCGCCGCGCCGCCGAGGCCGAGCGCGCGCGCCGUGCCGAAGAGGAGCGCCGCGCGGCGCAGGACCGGGCGGAGCGCGAGCGGCUGGCGGAGGAGCGCAGCCGCGAAGCCGCCCGCCGCGCCCGCGAGGAGCAGCAGCGCGCCGCUCGCGAGCGGCUCCUGCGUGCGCGAGUGGAGGAGGCCGCCCGCCGCUCAGAGGAGGCCGCGCGUCGCGUCCGCGCCGAGCAGGAAGAGGCGGCCCGCGAGCGGCUCCGGCUCCUCAUCCUCGAGGAGAAGCAGGACGAGGCCCGGCGCAGCUGGGCCAGCAUGCGCGAGGCGGCCGACCAGCGCGCCGAGAAUCGUCACCGCAAGCAAGAACAGAAAAGUUACGUCGUCGGCGGCGGCUCUGGCAGGUGCGCUCACCCCUACUACGGCUGGUCGCGAGGCGCAGGCCGCGCGGUAUGCAUAUUCUGCGGGACCACGUGCUGGAACUGGUCUUUUCGGUGCCCCAAGUGCGGCCUCGCGGCGUGCUGGGCCUGCAAGACGAAGAGAUCUAUACUCUAA
This is a messenger RNA of Durotheca rogersii, 891 nucleotides long. RefSeq names its product DnaJ-domain-containing protein. Gene Ontology annotation, cellular component: cytoplasm. Lineage: Eukaryota; Fungi; Ascomycota; Sordariomycetes; Xylariales; Xylariaceae. Gene Ontology annotation, biological process: protein refolding. The transcript is spliced from 2 exons. The record is from RefSeq and is a predicted model, not a curated record. The coding region runs from base 1 to 891 and encodes 296 amino acids.